AUGUCAGAACGUAAAAGUGUGCAGAAAUAUUAUCCAAAGGACUUUAACCCAGAUGAAUUCAAGAAUAUAAGCAAGAAGUUGGGCAAGAAAUUGAAAAACAACAACAGUAAUGUUCAAACAGUUCGAUUGAUGGUGCCAUUUACCAUAAGUUGUUUAAAAUGUUCUGAGUUUAUUCACAAGGGGAAAAAGUUCAAUGCUAAAAAACAUGUUACAAAUGAAAGAUAUUUAAACAUCAAGAUCUAUCAGCUAUGUAUUAGAUGUCCUCGAUGUAAUAAUGAAAUCAAGUACAAGACAGAUCCUAAAAGUGGUGAUUAUAUAAUGGAAGUGGGGGGCAAGAGAAAUUAUGUCCCACAGAACAACAAGACAGAGGUGUAUAAAGAUGAGACCUUGGAAGAAACAUUGGAUCGAUUGGAGAAAGAAGAAAAAGAGGAAAACGAAAGACUCAUGAGCAAAGAGAAGAACGGGAUGAAAAACGACAGUGCAAUUGAAAGAUUGGAAAACAAAAUCAGAGAAAACGAAAAAAACCAGCGAGCACAGGAGGAGUUGAGCUCCAUUUUGCAGCGGAACGCAGCGGCAGAGACGCAG
Ascoidea rubescens DSM 1968 is the source of this 585-nucleotide messenger RNA. It is a transcript of the gene YJU2, whose product is annotated as mRNA splicing protein YJU2. Gene Ontology annotation, cellular component: U2-type catalytic step 1 spliceosome. The annotation marks the transcript as partial. Lineage: Eukaryota; Fungi; Ascomycota; Saccharomycetes; Ascoideales; Ascoideaceae. The transcript has a single exon. Gene Ontology annotation, biological process: mRNA splicing, via spliceosome. The record is from RefSeq and is a predicted model, not a curated record.